Molecule: messenger RNA, 1194 nt
Organism: Anopheles maculipalpis
Lineage: Eukaryota; Metazoa; Arthropoda; Insecta; Diptera; Culicidae
Product: beta-1,3-glucan-binding protein-like
Exons: 4
Coding region: 1-1194 (397 amino acids)
Biological process (GO): carbohydrate metabolic process
Molecular function (GO): hydrolase activity, hydrolyzing O-glycosyl compounds
Source: RefSeq, a predicted model, not a curated record
AUGAGUGAGACAACAGGGACCAGGGUGAUGUGCCUAUUUUUGGCGGCUCUUUUAAUGGCCGGAACUGUUUCGGGUGGUAAGACAAGCUCCAGCUCCAAGUGUCAGGAAAAGUCCCUUACGACUGCCAGCGGAUUAAAGGCACCGUCAGGUCCGUUCUGUCCUGGGGAUCUCAUUUUCGAGGAUACGUUCGAUGGCUUUGAUCUGGAUACUUGGCAGCACGAAAACACGCUCGCUGGCAAUACGGACUCGGAGUUUCAAUGGUUUACCAAUAACCGAACGAACUCGUUCGUCAGAGAGGGCAACUUGUUUAUUCGGCCAUCGCUGACGGUGGACGAGUUCGGUGAACCUUUCCUGCGUUCCGGCGUUCUUAAUAUUCACGGUGGAUCCCCGGCGGAACAAUGCACCAAACAUUCACCGGCCGGUUGCGAACGGGUUGGAUCCCACGGACAGGUACUGAAUCCGGUAAAGAGCGCCAGCAUCCGGACGGUCGAAUCGUUUGCGUUUAAGUACGGUAAGGUUGAGGUAAGCGCCAAACUACCGGCAGGAGAUUGGCUCUGGCCAGCGAUUUGGUUUCUGCCAAAGGUGAACGCGUACGGCCGUUGGCCCGCAUCCGGCGAGAUCGAUCUGCUCGAAUCAAAAGGUAAUCGGGAUCUGAUUAAGAAUGGCAUCAAUGUCGGGAUUGAGCAGGUCACGUCCACACUGAAGUUUGGUCCGAAUGCUGCGUACGAUUCCGGCUACGGAGCUUCGGGCACUUCGUUUACGCGCAAUUCGGAGUCUGGCAAGGGUUACCAUACCGGUUUCAAUCGAUACCAGAUGGAAUGGACACCGGACCACAUAACGUUCAGCAUCAAUGACAUCGAGACGGGUACGGUGAAGGUUGGGACCGGCUUUUGGCAGAAGGGCAACUUCAAUAUCAGCGCACCGGGUAUUGAUAAUCCAUGGCGGUACGGCAGCAUUAUGGCACCGUUCGAUCAGGAGUUUUACUUCAAAAUUUCGGUGUCCGUCGGUGGGUCGGAGUAUUUCUCAGACGACGAUAUCAAUCCGACACCCAAACCGUGGCAGAACGGAGCACCGAACGCAAUGACCGAAUUCUGGAACGGUAAGAAUGAUUGGUUGCCCACGUGGAAGCUGGAUGACAGCGAUUCGAAGGAUGCAUCGAUGCAGGUGGACUACGUACGGGUUUGGGCCCUAUGA